This is a messenger RNA of Aspergillus japonicus CBS 114.51, 1201 nucleotides long. Its product is annotated as transcription elongation factor DST1. Lineage: Eukaryota; Fungi; Ascomycota; Eurotiomycetes; Eurotiales; Aspergillaceae. Gene Ontology annotation, biological process: DNA-templated transcription; transcription elongation by RNA polymerase II; regulation of mRNA 3'-end processing. Gene Ontology annotation, cellular component: nucleus. Gene Ontology annotation, molecular function: zinc ion binding; RNA polymerase II transcription regulatory region sequence-specific DNA binding. Bases 58 to 963 code for a protein of 301 amino acids. The record is from RefSeq and is a predicted model, not a curated record. The transcript has a single exon.
ACAGAAAUCUAAAGGCUCCUUCCCAUAACUACUACCCUCCGUUACCUACCGCCCACCAUGCCGAUGGACGCGAAGGAGAUCGAACUCAAGGCCAAGGCUCUGACCAAGGCGGCCACCCAGAACGAGCCGCCCGCCAACAUCGUCGCCCUGCUCAAGGAACUACAACAAGGCGUGCGAGCGACGGAGGAUCUGCUGCGGUCGACGCGCGUGGGUAUCAUCGUCAACAAGUUCAAGCAGCAUAAGGCGCCGGAGGUGGCGCGGCUGUCGAGCGAGAUCGUAUCGAAGUGGCGCAACGAGGUCAACAAGCAGAAGGCGGGCGCAUCGCCGGGCCCCAGCCAGCGCUCGAGCAGCUCGCCGCGGCCGACCCCGAACGGCACCGCCGCGUCGACGCCCUCAGAUAAGGCCGCGAAACUGUCCGUGCCGCCGGACAAGCGCACGUGGAAGGCCGACGGGGUGGACGUGAACCAGACCUCGAACCGCAUCCGCGACAGCUGCAUCGGCCUGAUGUACGACGGGCUGUGUUUCAACGCGACGGAGGCGCCGCGGACGGUGCUGGCCAAGGCCUCGACCGUGGAGGCGGCGGCGUUCAGCGCCUACGGGCCGGAGACCAAGGAGCAGUACCGCACCAAGAUCCGCAGCCUGUACCAGAACCUGAAGAACAAGUCAAACCCGAUGCUGCGCGUGCGGAUCCUGAGCGGGGAGGUCACGGCGGAGCACUUCGUCAAGAUGACGCACGACGAGCUGCGGUCGGCGGAGCAGCAAGAGCGCGACCGCAAGAUCCAGAAGGAGAACAUGGACAAGGCGAUGGUGGCGCAGGCGGAGCGCAGCAUCAGUACCAGCCUGCAGUGCGGCAAGUGUGGCCAGCGCAAGGUGACCUACACCGAGGCGCAGACGCGCAGUGCCGAUGAACCGAUGACCCUGUUCUGUACUUGUAUGAAUUGUGGAAAAUCAUGGCGGCAGUGAUUUCUUUCUGUAUUUUCUGAUUCGGGGAUUACUUUUUUGUUCUAUAUCUUAUCUGCGACGGAGGGGCGGCGGCGUGGAGUUACUUUACCUUGGGCUGAUCAAAAACAUUUCCUGUCGUUCUUGACAUCAAGUGACCGCUUAUGUCAUCGUUCAUAACCUGACUGCAUAGACUGCACUGGCCAUUGCAAUCAACGUCAUUCGCCUUUCAUCAUUGAGCUGGACCAUAAGUAAUGGCUUG